AUGGAUUUGGACAAAGAUGAGACAGUGAUACAAAAUACAUUAUUCUUUGAAAAAGAAUCAUACAAUCAAACCAGUAACACUUAUUUAAUGCAUAAAAAUGCAUUGCAGAAGAGAGAAAUGCAUUUAAAUCUAUUACAUGAAGCAUUUGAAGCAGUAACUAAUGAAAGUGAGUUUAUGUCUAAAACAGCAUUAAAUGAUAUUUCAGUUAUUCUUUCGAUAAACCCAGAUUUUAUUGAAGAAAUUCCACCAUUUAUCGUAAGAUCAAUUUUCGAUUUAUUGCAGACUGACGAUAUGAAGUACACCAACUUUAUAUUGAAAGCUUUAUAUCAAAUAAUGAAAUUCUCAGAACAAUAUACAGCAGAUUUGAUAUCCUUAGAUUUAGUAUCAAUUCUUAUACAAAAACUGCCACUCCCCACUGCAUGCAAUAUAAUUUAUCUCCUUGCCACAAGAAAUCCAGAUACAUUCGAAAUUCUUUCAAAUAGAGAUGUUGGACCAAUUCUUUACAAUCUAUAUUCAGAGUUUUCCACUUUAUACCAAGAGCAUAAUGAUCCGAGUAUAGGUGAAGUUACCAAAAAUAUAAUGAUUGCAUUAAUACCAUUUACAAACUAUCUAGAUAUACCAGAUGAUCUACUCCUGAACUUAACUAAUACUAUAUUGAAUCAGUUCCCCUAUGAAGAAUACACAUUUUUAUUUUUUAUCUUGACGAAAAAGGAACUUCCCCUUCAGCGUUUGAUGGAAAGUGAUUUAAUUCAAGUCUUAAUACAUAACUUUAUGUUUUUUCUUGAAGUCAAGGUUAAAAUGAUAACUCUAUUCUCAGUUCUAGCGAAUAGAAAUGAUGAGAUAGCAAUGGCUUUAAUUCAAUGGGAAAUUUCGAAAUUAAUUUUGCAUUUCCUAGAAAUUGGUGACAUGUCGAUAGAAGUCCUUCAAUUAUCAACAGAUCUCGUUAAAUACUCACAGCUUCAUGUUAGAAACUUUCUAAAUGGAGAUUUUUCGGAAAGAAUUAGAAAAAUUUUCAAAAAAGGUUCUUUUGCGAUCAAAUGUUCAGCGGUUAGUUUCAUCAUGAAGUGCAUGGAGCUUUGCUUAUAUGAUAAUGAGAUUUACGAGUUAAUUGAACAAACAAACUUCUUAGAAUACGUUUCUCAGUUCCUUUCAUCAACAAAUGAUGAAGUAAUUGCGACAAUAUUGAAUACAGUUGGUUCCGUGUGGAAUGAAGCUGUAGUUUCUCCAGAAGGACGACCUCAAUUCCUUUCCAAUCUUGUUGAUGAAUUUUCAACUGAAGAAAUAAUAGAAAUACUUGAAGGACACGAGAUAGAAGGAAGUGAUCUUGUUUGCACUCUUGCAAAAGAUCUCUUAGAAAAAAUUCAUAAUUUUGUUUGA
Molecule: messenger RNA, 1377 nt
Organism: Trichomonas vaginalis G3
Lineage: Eukaryota; Parabasalia; Trichomonadida; Trichomonadidae
Product: armadillo (ARM) repeat-containing protein family
Exons: 1
Coding region: 1-1377 (458 amino acids)
Source: RefSeq, a predicted model, not a curated record